CUAACCUCAUUAAACACAAACAAUCUCUGUUAGGCUCUGUUUGGACCAGUACAAAAUAAACAAGCUCAAGAACAACAGAGCCAUCAGCCAUGGCUUCUCUCUUCACCACAUCGAUUCUCUCUGCAAGCCUCUUGAUUGUGCUUAUUGGGUCGUUCUUUAUCGAACCCAUCAACGCGGGUGGAUUUAAUAUAGUCAAGGAGCAGAGAGAAUUUGAUUAUUUUAAGCUCUCUCUCCAAUGGCCUGGCACUGUUUGUCGAAACACUCGACAUUGUUGCGCUUCUAAUGGCUGCUGUCGAGGAUCGAACUCUCCCACAGAAUUCACUAUUCAUGGACUUUGGCCAGACUACAAUGAUGGCACAUGGCCUGCGUGUUGCACCAAAUCAGGUUUUGAUGUGAAAGAGAUCUCAACUUUAAAAGAUGCUUUAGAGAAGUACUGGCCAUCCUACAGUUGCAGUAAAGCAUCGACUUGCAGUGGCAAGAAAGGUUUAUUUUGGGCGCAUGAGUGGGAGAAACAUGGAACUUGCUCCUCUCCUGUUGUUAAAGAUGAAUACAGUUAUUUUAUAACAACCCUCAACGUGUAUUUCAAAUUUAAUGUCACGGAAGUAUUGUAUGAAGCUGGAUAUGUCCCUUCAAAUUCUGAAAAGUAUCCAAUGGGUGGCAUCAUCUCCGCUAUUCAAAAUGCUUUCCAUGCAACUCCGGAGAUUACUUGCUCACAAGGUGCUGUAGAGGAACUCCGACUGUGCUUCUAUAAGGAUUUUAAGCCCCGAGACUGUGCAAUUGGACUUGGCAGCAGUCAUCAUAAUGGCUUGUCUUCUUCGAAAAGCUCUUGCCCAAAAUAUGUGAGCUUGCCGGAGCGUGUAUCAUUAGCUCUAAAAACUGGCGAGGGAGCAGGUUUAAGGCUAACACAGAGCAAAGCCUACUGAGUUGCAUGGCCUGACUGGUGUGUAUUUCAUGAUUUGCUCAGUGGACUAUGGAUGCUAUACAAGACCAUUCAAUAAAAUUUCUUCUGUAUUUGUUUGGAAGAAUCAUGUUUUUUCACUUUCUUAACUUGUGAAAUUUGGACAUGAAAUACAAGAUACAGUACAGGGACAUGCAUAUACAUAUUUGCACUUCUGACUUGUAAUAUAGAUUGUGAACCAAAAGGCUAUUAGCUUAUUGUUUUA
Molecule: messenger RNA, 1163 nt
Organism: Daucus carota subsp. sativus
Lineage: Eukaryota; Viridiplantae; Streptophyta; Magnoliopsida; Apiales; Apiaceae
Product: ribonuclease 2
Exons: 9
Coding region: 90-923 (277 amino acids)
Biological process (GO): RNA catabolic process
Cellular component (GO): extracellular region
Molecular function (GO): ribonuclease T2 activity; RNA binding
Source: RefSeq, a predicted model, not a curated record